Rhinopithecus roxellana (golden snub-nosed monkey) is the source of this 2100-nucleotide messenger RNA. It is a transcript of the gene LRRC61, whose product is annotated as leucine rich repeat containing 61. The coding region runs from base 799 to 1578 and encodes 259 amino acids. NCBI's taxonomy places the organism in Eukaryota, Metazoa, Chordata, Mammalia, Primates, Cercopithecidae. Gene Ontology annotation, biological process: outer dynein arm assembly. The record is from RefSeq and is a predicted model, not a curated record. The transcript has 3 exons. Gene Ontology annotation, molecular function: protein binding. Gene Ontology annotation, cellular component: cytoplasm.
GGGCUUGGAGGUCCUUUCUCUAAGACCGCACCGAUAAACGAUUACCAACUGUCAACCUCAUGGCCCCUUCGCUUCCGGCCGCUUUGCCGCGCUGCCUACGCCUGCGCACUCAGGGGCCGCAGGCAGGAGGAACGUACCAACUGCGGGGCAGGGGGUGCGCGCGGAGACCCCCGCGAGCUGCGUUCCCGGAAGUAACUCCUGGUGCAUCCUGGAAUCCAGAGCACCCACUACGGCCUUUGGCCAGGCCCCUGGGUGCGUUCCAGGAGCUCAGGCCUGCGGCGCUUGAAGAAGCACGUUGGCCAACCCGUCGGGUGGUGGGCAAGGAGCCCAGGGGUCAGGGGCCGCUAAGCGGCUGGCGGCGGGGCUGCGGCUCUUACCUGCCGAGGAGGCGCCGGCUCUGCGGUGUGGAGUUGGGCCGGACUUCUCAGCUUGGCCAGUGGCUCCGCGGGCUGCCGGCUCCACCCCUCAGAUUCAUUUGGAUUGAAGGUUGACUCUCAAAAGUGCCAGCUGCACUGUCAUCCUGAAGUACUCCCAUGGAAGAGAACAUGGUGGUGUUACUGUUGUACCAGUGAUGACACAAGAUCCCAGAUCUCCCUGAUGGGUCUGCGGGGAUUGAAGAUUGUGAAGCAAUAGCCUAAGGGACCGGCUGGCUUCGAGCAGGGAAUUGGAACCAGGCCUCCUGGCACUGGCCUGGGGAGAGUGGAAGGUGCCUGCUUCGGGGCGAGCACCAGUUGACCCCCAGUGGAACCCCGUGACAGUCCUGCCAGGGCCCAGGCCAUCCCAGCCGACUUCCGUCUCAUGGAGCCUCCAGGGGAGAAGACGGGAGAGGCUGGCGGGCUGCAAAUCACGCCCCAGCUGCUGAAGUCGCGCACAGGCGAGUUCUCCCUGGAGUCCAUCCUGCUGCUGAAGCUGCGUUGCGUGGGACUGGCCGACCUGGGCUGCCUGGGAGAGUGCCUGGGCCUGGAGUGGCUGGACCUAUCAGGCAACGCGCUUACCCACCUGGGCCCGCUGGCCUCCUUGCGCCAGCUGGCCGUGCUCAAUGUCUCCAACAAUCGGCUAACGGGCCUGGAGCCACUGGCCACCUGUGAGAACUUGCAGAGUCUCAAUGCCGCAGGCAACCUACUGGCCACCCCGGGCCAGCUGCAGUGUCUGGCCGGGCUACCGUGCCUGGAGUACCUGCGGCUCCGAGACCCUUUGGCCCGGCUCAGCAACCCGCUCUGUGCCAGCCCCUCCUACUGGGCUGCAGUCCGGGAGCUGCUGCCUGGCCUGAAAGCCGUCGACGGUGAGCGUGUGAUUGGGCGUGGUAGUGAGUUCUACCAGCUGUGCCGAGACCUGGACAGCUCCUUGCGUCCCAGCUCCAGUUCCGGCCCCAGAGCCACCGAGGCCCAGCCCUGGGUGGAGCCAGGCUACUGGGAGUCCUGGCCCAGCCAGAGCAGCUCCAUCCUGGAGGAGGCCUGCCGGCAGUUCCAGGACACACUGCAGGAGUGCUGGGACCUGGAACGCCAGGCCAGCGACAGCCUGGCCCAGGCGGAGCAGGCACUCAACUCUGCGGGCCCCACCUCUUCCUUCGUCUUCUGAACGUGGCCCAUGGCCCAGGACAGCCUGGCGGGUGGCCUCGCUGCCCCCAGCUCCCCUCCCUGCCCCCACACUCGUCUUGGUUGCUUCACCCUGGUCACUGGCCGUGCAUGCUGGGCUAUUGCUUUAUCCCUAUCCUGAGAGCAGCUCCUCCCCGUGAUCCCUCCACAUGCUGCAAGGAGGCACUGAAGGGCCUUGAGCAGGUGUAAAGGCUCCCACCACCCGUGCGCCUGUGUCCGCAGCUGCUACCACUCCGGGCUGCUCUAGCCUGCGACUUAGUGGAAGGAAUUACUUCUUCCUGAGGCUACAGGCGAGAAAGGUAGGGAUGGGCCAGCCUCUGGUCCCAGCUGUUGGGAGAGAGUAGGCAGGCUGAGUGGCCCAGAGCACUCCUGCCCAAAGCAGGACUCCCCUGCCUUGCAAAUGUGCCUCUCCAGACUGCUACUGUACUCCUUCCCGCCCCGCCCUGGUACCUUCUCUGCCCUUUCUCGUCCACACAUCUAUUAAAUGCUUCUGUUUUCAUUUGCA